AUGGAACGCAAUAACAUUGGAGUUGCUAUGACCAACCCAAUGUCGAGUUACCUUGAAGAACAGCUGGAAAGGCGGUUCAAUCUGUUCAAGCUUUGGAAAUCUACAACGCUGGAUUCCCACACCGCCAAAUCCAUCAGAGCGGUGGUUUGCAGUACUCAGGUUGGUGCCACCGCCGAUUUGAUCGAUUCCUUUCCGGCUUUGGAAAUCGUAGCGACGUUCAGUGUGGGGUUGGACAAAGUUGAUUUGAAGAAAUGUAUGGAAAAGGGGAUUAGAGUUACCAACACUCCCGACGUUUUGACGGACGAUGUCGCCGAUGCUGCGAUUGGACUUGCCAUAGCGGUUUUGAGAAGGAUUUGUGAGUGUGAUCGCUUUGUUAGGAGUGGUUCCUGGCUCACUCGCGAAUUCAGAUUGACAUCUAAGUUCAGUGGCAAAUCAGUAGGGAUAAUUGGGUUAGGAAGAAUUGGGUCAGCCAUAGCGAAGAGAGCUCAAGCAUUUGGUUGCACCAUCAAUUAUUUCUCAAGGACCGAAAAGCAUCAACACACCGACUACAAAUACUUCCCCAAACUCCUAGACAUGGCUAAGAAUUCCCAGAUUAUGUUCGUUUCAUGUGCUCUAACGGAAGAAACCAAGCACAUUGUGAAUCGGGAAGUACUUGAUGCAUUGGGACCAAAUGGCAUUCUUAUCAACGUGGGUCGAGGUGCUCACGUCGACGAGCCCGAACUCAUCUCGGCACUGCUGGAGGGUCGUUUGGGAGGAGCGGGAUUAGAUGUAUAUGAAAACGAACCCCAUGUAGCUGAACAAUUGAUUCAUCAGCUUGAGAAUACAGUGCUUUUGCCUCAUGUGGGAUCUGAUACCAUUGAUACUAAUAUUGCCAUGGCUGACCUUGUCAUUGCCAACUUGGAAGCUCACUUCAAGAAUCAACCUCUCAUCACUCCUCCGGAAAAUUGGUUGAUGAUAUCUGCUUAUGUUUGGAAAUUGUUGCUCCGAUCCGCCGGAACUUUUCGCCGCUUUUUGAGAAUGGAGAGUAUAGGAGUUGCAAUGACCACUCCAAUGUUCGGUUAUCUUGAACAAAACCUUGAGAGACGAUUCAAUCUCUUCAAGCUUUGGAACCAUCCUCUCGACUCCGACUUCCUUCAACACAACGCUCAAUCAAUCAGAGCAGUAGUCGGCUGCACCACGUCCGGCGCCGACGCUCAUUUGAUUGAUACAUUCCCCAAUUUGGAAAUCGUAGCCACCUUCAGCGUCGGACUGGACAAGAUUGAUUUGCCGAAAUGUUUGGAGAAGGGGAUAAGGGUUGUUAAUACACCCGACGUGUUGACGGACGAUGUCGCCGACGCUGCGAUUGGACUGGCCAUGGCGGUUCUGAGGAGGAUUUCUGAGUCUGAUCGGUUCGUCAGAAGUGGGUCUUGGAUGAAAGAUGAAUUCGGAUUGGCAACGAGGUUCAAUGGCAAGUCCGUUGGCAUUCUUGGGUUGGGAAGGAUUGGUUCAGCCAUUGCCAAAAGAGCAGAAGCAUUUGGCUGCAACAUCGGUUAUUUCUCAAGGACUGAAAAGCAUCACAGUGGUUACAAAUACUUUCCCAGCGUCUUAGACUUGGCUGCAAAUUCCCAGAUUCUGUUUGUGUCAUGCAUUCUGACUGAAGAAACUAAGCACAUUGUCAAUAGAGAAGUAAUUGAUGCAUUAGGACCAAAUGGCAUUCUUAUCAAUGUUGGACGAGGUGCUCAUGUCAAUGAAUCUGAGCUAGUCUCAGCGCUACUUGAACGACGUUUAGGUGGGGCGGGAUUAGAUGUAUUUGAAAAUGAGCCCCAUGUUCCUGAAAAAUUGCUUGAGCUUAAUAAUGUAGUUCUUCUGCCUCAUGUGGGAACAGAUACCAUUGAGACCAGCAUCGCAAUGGCGGACCUUGUGAUUAGGAACUUGGAGGCACAUUUCAGGAAUGAACCUCUGAUUACUCCUGUGAUUUGAUUUUGUUAUACUUUUAGCCAUUUCCUGGUGUCAUUGAAACUCUUGAACAAGGGUGUUAAUCUUAUUGUUGUCUUACGAUCUCUCUUGUUUCCCAGAAAGAUCGUUGUCAUGCAGUCUUUAGUGGAUGAAAAAUAUGUCCAUUUCUCAUUCUAGCUGGCCCCUUAUUUAUCAGGCGGCCUUGUUAGGGGUUUCAAUUUGUAAAUACGAUUCCAAUUGACAAGUCUUGGACAAUUUAUUACCAUUUCAAUCAACAAGGAGAUUUUCUGUAA
This is a messenger RNA of Cucumis melo (muskmelon), 2228 nucleotides long. RefSeq lists its product as uncharacterized. Bases 1 to 1959 code for a protein of 652 amino acids. NCBI's taxonomy places the organism in Eukaryota, Viridiplantae, Streptophyta, Magnoliopsida, Cucurbitales, Cucurbitaceae. Gene Ontology annotation, molecular function: glyoxylate reductase (NADPH) activity; hydroxypyruvate reductase [NAD(P)H] activity; NAD binding. Gene Ontology annotation, cellular component: cytosol. The transcript has 4 exons. The record is from RefSeq and is a predicted model, not a curated record.